AAUAACAUGGAAUCAGAAAACCAAACAGGUGUAGCAGAAUUCCUCCUCCUGGGUCUCUCGGAGGACCCAGAACUGCAGCCCCUUCUCUUUGGACUGUUCCUGACCACGUACCUGAUCACUGUGCUUGGGAACCUGCUCAUCAUCUUGGCCGUCAGCUCUGACUCCCACCUCCACACCCCCAUGUACUUCUUCCUCUCCAACCUGUCCUUUGUCGACAUCUGCUUCAGUACCACUAUAGUCCCCAAUAUGCUGGUGAAUAUCCGGACAGAAACCAAAGCCAUCACCUACGCUGGCUGCCUCAGUCAGGUAUAUUUUUUCAUGGUUUUUAUAUGUACAGACAAUUUACUCCUGACUGUGAUGGCAUAUGACCGCUAUGUGGCCAUCUGCCACCCUUUGUACUACACCGUCAUCAUGAACCCACGCUUCUGUGGCCUGCUGGUUCUCCUCCCCUUGUUCAUUAGCAUUAUGAUCGCCUUGCUCCACUGCCUGAUGGUGUUGCAUCUGUCCUUCUGCACAGACUUGAAAAUCCCCCACUUCUUCUGUGAACUUGCUCAGAUCCUCAAACUUGCCUGUUCUGAUACCCUUGUCAAUGACAUCCUGGUAUAUUUAAUGACCAGCCUUUUGGGUGGGGGUCCCCUCUUGGGGAUAAUUUUCUCUUACACUCGAAUUGUCUCCUCCAUCUUGAGAAUCCCAUCAGCUGGUGGCAAGUACAGAGCUUUUUCCACCUGUGGGUCUCACCUGUUGGUGGUUUUCUUGUUCUAUGGAACUAGUAUGGGAGUCUACCUUAGUUCUACAGCCUCUUUCUCCUCCAGGACUAGGGCAGUGGCCUCAGUGGUGUACACAGUGGUCACUCCCAUGAUGAACCCCUUCAUCUACAGCCUGAGGAACAGAGACAUGAAAGGAGCUUUGAGGAAACUUAUCUCUAGAACAUGUUUCUUUUCAUGA
Messenger RNA from Artibeus jamaicensis (Jamaican fruit-eating bat), 945 nucleotides. RefSeq names its product olfactory receptor 7G3. Gene Ontology annotation, cellular component: membrane. Gene Ontology annotation, biological process: G protein-coupled receptor signaling pathway. Gene Ontology annotation, molecular function: G protein-coupled receptor activity; olfactory receptor activity. The coding region runs from base 7 to 945 and encodes 312 amino acids. The transcript has a single exon. The record is from RefSeq and is a predicted model, not a curated record. Lineage: Eukaryota; Metazoa; Chordata; Mammalia; Chiroptera; Phyllostomidae.